AUGAGUCUCCCUUUAUAUACCUGGCAAAAGAAGCUCUCCUCCGUCAACGUCGCUCACUUCCCCUGGGACCCGGCCCCAGUGCCGACUACCCAGACUAACAUCCACCCUCCUGCUACUGUGCCCUCCAACGCCCCCCGCCCACCACCUCAGCAACAACAAUACAACCCUCCCAUCUCAAUCCCUCAACAUGCUCCCGUGCAAAUGCAAGCUCCCAUGUCCAUGGGCGCACCCCGUAUCAAGACCGAACCCGGUACCAACGGUCAACCCCAAAUGCCUCAGAUGCCACCUCAGAUGCCACCCCAGAUGCCCCCGCACGGCAUGAACCCCCAGUCAGCUCGCGACCGUGCCGCGAAUGCUCUUCAGCAAAGAUACGGCGCUGCCGCGGCGUCUUCUGUCAGCCAAAUGCAAGCUCAGGCCCAAGUUGGACAAGGAUAUCCCCAGAUGCAUCCAAAUGCCCAUGGGCAGAUGCCACACAUCAAGCAAGAACACGGAUACCCUCCCAUGGGAGGGCAGACCGAUGGUGGAGAUGAUCCUUUGACCGACUGGAAAGCCGAGGUUGCACGUCGCAGAGCCGCCGCGGAGAGUGGAGAAGGUGACCGCAUGCUGCGCGAGUACCUCAAGCAACGUAUGAGCCAGUACGAGGCCGGAGGUGUCAUGCGUCCUCUGGAUGAACACGAGCCAUCUGCUAAGGUUGCCCGACGCGCAGCUCUCACUUCUUCACUCGGUCAAGAUAAUGGGGUAUCCUCGACUCCUCGGAUUCCUGGUCAAGUCGAUGGUGCAGACGGUGAAGUCAAGGAAGAAGAUGAGGAUGCCAUCAAUUCUGACCUUGACGAUCCUGAUGACCUUGUGGCUGAUGACCAGGACGCCGACGAGUCAGAAGGUCAAGUCAUGCUUUGCACAUAUGACAAGGUUCAACGUGUCAAGAACAAGUGGAAGUGCACCCUGAAGGACGGCAUUUUGACCAGUGGUGGAAAAGAAUACGUCUUCCACAAGGGUCAAGGCGAGUUCGAAUGGUAA
Penicillium salamii is the source of this 1017-nucleotide messenger RNA. The record is from the annotation of a GenBank genome assembly. NCBI's taxonomy places the organism in Eukaryota, Fungi, Ascomycota, Eurotiomycetes, Eurotiales, Aspergillaceae.